AUGGGCACCAAGAUUUGCAUGAAUGCAUCGUGUCAAACUUCAACGACUCAUGAAUGGAAGAGAGGUUGGCCUUUGCGAUCUGGCGGUCAUGCUCUUCUCUGCUACAAUUGCGGAUCUGCAUUUGAGGAUUCCCUUUUCUGUGAUACUUUCCACUCAGAGGAACCCGGAUGGAGGGAAUGCAAUAUAUGCAGCAAGCGUCUCCACUGUGGAUGCAUUGCCUCUAAGUUCUUGCUUGAACUUAUGGAUUAUGGGGGUGUUGGGUGUACUAGCUGUGCUAGGAGUUCUCGACUUCAUUCGAUGCAAAGUGAUGAGAUUCCUAAUGGAUUUGGCUCCUUGACAAGAAAUAAUGCUGGUGAUUUGGAGUCCAUUCCAGUUGAAAACACAGUGGCUGGUAAUAGCAAUGAUGAGGGAGGACUUGCUCAGUUGUGCAGGCUUAUAGAGGCUAAUGAACCCAGUCUAUUGCAUCCCUCCGAGAGAGCCAACGGUAAUGGAUGUCUUGGGCAACUCAGACAAGAAGAGAUCAUGCAUGCAAUUGGGGAUAUUAGCACAGGCUUCUCAAACAUGACUCAACCAUCAGUUGGAUCAUCUAAAUUCGCCAAACCAGACAAUAUGAGUUCAUUGUUAGACAUGAGAGAUAUACACAGUUCACUGUCUCAGCCAUCUCUGAGUAUGGCAUUGGGAGCUCCGUCAGGGGCAACAAAUUUUGCACCCUUUCCUGCUGGGCCUGUUGAAGGAAGGGAACAAGGCAAAACACCUUCCUUUCAGCAGGGACAAAGAUCUAGACCAAUAUUGCCCAAACCCUCAAAACCUGGCCUUUCUGCAAGUUCAGAGAACAACAAAGGUGCAGCUUCUGAGCUGCGGAUUGCAAGGCCACCUGCUGAGGGGCGUGGGAAGAAUCAGUUACUUCCUCGGUAUUGGCCAAGGAUCACUGACCAAGAGUUGCAGCAAUUAUCUGGAGAUUUGAACUCCAAUAUUGUGCCAUUGUUUGAGAAGAUUCUCAGUGCUAGUGAUGCUGGUCGAAUUGGUCGUUUGGUUCUCCCAAAAGCAUGUGCAGAAGCAUAUUUUCCUCCUAUUUCUCAAUCUGAAGGCAUUCCUUUAAGGAUUCAAGAUAUAAAAGGGAGAGAAUGGACGUUUCAGUUCAGAUUUUGGCCCAACAACAACAGUAGGAUGUAUGUGUUGGAGGGUGUAACCCCUUGCAUACACUCUAUGCAAUUAAAAGCGGGUGAUACAAUAACAUUUAGCCGGAUAGAUCCUGGAGGCAAACUUGUCAUGGGAUUUCGGAAGUCAACAAACAACAAUGAAGAUACACAGGACGCCCAAGCAUCUGGUCUUCCCGAUGGCACUGCUUCAGGGGAAACUUCUUUUUCUGCUGAUGGGGAUAUUGGCUGGAACAAUAAUGAGAACCAUGGGGGCAGGAUAAAUGGGGAUCUACUGCAGCAAAUAACAGCACCGACAGAGAAGAAAAGGACUCGAAAUAUUGGACCUAAAAGUAAGAGGUUACUCAUGCACAGUGAAGAUGCUAUGGAGCUAAGACUAACAUGGGAGGAAGCACAGGACUUGAUUCGUCCACCCCCAAGCGUGAAGCCAACAAUUGUCACUAUUGAGGACCAUGAAUUUGAAGAAUAUGAUGAGCCUCCAGUUUUUGGGAAGAGGACCAUAUUUACUUCUCGAUCAUCUGGGGGACAAGAACAGUGGGCUCAAUGUGAUGAUUGUUCUAAAUGGCGAAAGCUUCCUGUGGAUGCUCUUCUCCCUCCAAAAUGGACGUGCUCAGAGAAUGCUUGGGAUUCAAGCAGGUGUACAUGUUCUGCGCCUGAAGAGAUGACUUCAAAGGAUUUGGAUAAUCUUCUGAGAGUGAGCAAAGAAUUCAAGAAGCGAAGGAUUUUAGAAAGUCAAAAGCAGUUCCAUGAGUGUGAGCCUUCUGGCUUAGAUGCUCUGGCUAGUGCUGCAGUUUUAGGAGACAAUCUAGAUGAUUCAGGCGAGCCAUCAAUUGGAGCCACUACAAAGCAUCCCCGGCACCGCCCUGGUUGCACUUGCAUUGUUUGCAUUCAACCACCAAGCGGGAAAGGUAAGCACAAGCCCACAUGCACAUGUAAUGUGUGCAUGACUGUAAAGCGCCGUUUUAAAACCCUCAUGCUCCGCAAGAAGAAACGCCAAUCAGAACGUGAAGCAGAAAUUUCUCUGAAGGACAACAUGGAUUGCAAGGAGGAAUCAGAAGUGAAUGACACGAUGAUUCAUGAAGUGUUGCAUAUAAAUAAUUCAGAGAUUGAAGGAAAUCAAAGCAAAAAACAAACUGAGAAGCCAGAAACUAGUGCUGGACAAAUAGACCUAAACUGUCAUCCCAAUCGGGAGGACAUGUCGCUGGACAUACCAGGAUUGGGCACGAUGAACCUUGUUGACACAGCCAACUCACCGCUGGAUAGUUACAUUAAGCAAAAUGGGCUAUCAAGCUUGGUGUGGGAUCAACAUGGAGGGCCAGCUCAACAUAGUGGUGAGAGUCUGAGGCGCCUGUCUGAUGAAGCAUUUCUUGCAUCAAUAGGGUGGACUCACGAGAGCAGACGCGAUUGA
Molecule: messenger RNA, 2565 nt
Organism: Dovyalis caffra
Lineage: Eukaryota; Viridiplantae; Streptophyta; Magnoliopsida; Malpighiales; Salicaceae
Source: the annotation of a GenBank genome assembly